Annulohypoxylon maeteangense is the source of this 3614-nucleotide messenger RNA. Its product is annotated as Oxysterol-binding protein-domain-containing protein. Gene Ontology annotation, cellular component: cytosol; plasma membrane; intracellular membrane-bounded organelle. Gene Ontology annotation, molecular function: sterol binding. The record is from RefSeq and is a predicted model, not a curated record. The transcript has 3 exons. Gene Ontology annotation, biological process: maintenance of cell polarity; exocytosis; piecemeal microautophagy of the nucleus. Bases 418 to 3396 code for a protein of 992 amino acids. Lineage: Eukaryota; Fungi; Ascomycota; Sordariomycetes; Xylariales; Hypoxylaceae.
CGUUACUUCCGUAUUUCGUGGUUCGGAUGGAUACGUAGUACGUAUGAAUGACAAAUGUACAUGGAUUCUUUCCACAUUUACCAAGUGAAUGGUUAAACCUCAUCUUUUUCCCAUUCACAAUUGGGCGGAACCAAGAUUGGCAACGACAUAAAAAGUUGAGGUGAGCAUCGAAUCACGCCUGAUUCCCACCGCCAACUGCCAAUUGCCAUCUGCCAACCACCGCUGUUCUUGUUGUGUGGCUGGGUCGGAUCCAGCUAUCUUACAGCAGGAAGAACAGGCAGACAGAUUACUUCACUGCCUCAACACAAUAUAACCACAACUUCUUCCUCAUUCCUUUUUCCUAAUAAAUGGCAAUGUUGCAGAUAAACUGGGAGUAAUUCACUUACUAGUCACCACCAAUUACUACUAACUUUAAAAAUGGCUGGAAUUGAGCAGCUAGAAAUUCACAGCAAGUCCUAUAUUGUGCGAUGGGUCAAAGUUGACGAAGGCCAAACGAUCUCGUGGAGUGUCCAGCCCCAUAAGAAGUCAAUUAACUUCGGCAUCGUAAAACACCCCGGCUCCGGCGCAACGAAUAAUAGCUCAACCUUGGACAGCUUGAACGCCUCGGUUGAACAUGUCGAUGGUAGUGGAAGUCAAGGGAAGAAAGGCUUUGGCAAGAAAGAUGCUAGUACUGCACAAGAACAACUAGCCAAUAAGGGGUUCAUUCCUAUAAAAUGGCUCGGCAAAUGCGAAGCAGACAAAGUAUCUAUGGGAACAUGGGACGUCCUGAAGUCCCAUGGAGGAAUGUACGGUUUAAUAUUCGACAACACCUUCUCGAAACAAACCUCCAAGACGGCAACAUUUGUGCUCCUUACCUAUCCUACCGGCGCUCCACCACAGGGAGCCCACUAUCUUCCAAAUCUCCAAGGCGGCUCCCAUUCAAACUCGAGCAGGACUAGUCUAGGAAAGCAUAGUCCAAGUCAAGGGAUCACUGCAGCCGAUUCUACCGAGAGCCUACCAAAUCAUACCGGCCGAGGUCAACGGGCCAAAUCGAUAAGUGCUCGUAGUGACGGAACGGUAACUUCGUCUACAUAUACGGGCAUUCUUCUAAAAAGAAGGAGGAAGAAGGGCCAGGGUUAUGCCCGUAGAUUCUUUUCCCUGGACUAUUCAUCCUGUACGAUGUCAUAUUAUCACAAUAGGCAAUCCUCUGCACUUAGAGGCGCAAUUCCGCUUAGUCUUGCGGCAAUCGCCGCAGACGAACGGAGGAGAGAGAUAAACAUUGAUUCCGGUGCUGAGAUCUGGCAUCUACGAGCGGCCAGUGCCAAGGAAUUCAACGAAUGGGCGCACGCUUUAGAAAAGGCUAGCAGGAUCGCAAGGGGUUUGGACCCGGUGCACGAGGAGUCUGCUCCUGAACAACUUACCGUAGCUACUCCGUCGCAACCCAAUCCCAACCCAUCUCACAUGAACCACGAAGAGGACCGAGAAUGGCAACAAGUCGAAACCUUGGUCAGUCGCAUUGUUGGCACGCGAGAUGCUCUGCGCCGUUUAGUUAAGGACACGGCGGCACAAAAACAACCGCCACGCCCCGAGAGUUCGCACCUGUCACAAGCGUCGCCGGCAAUGUCGGAGAAUAGCGACGGCUAUUUUGCCCCAGCAGCGCCGGCAACACAAGAUAAACGCCCGUUCUGGAAACGCAAGCCGAGUGCUUCACCCCUAGCGCCAGAUACAAUGACGCCACCCCUCUCUUCGGCAUUGGCUGUUCCCACACCGGGAUCGGUAGGUGCAGUGAAGCCGAAUGGAAUGCGAAAGUCUAGUAACCCUGAACAAGGAAGUGAUAAGACGCAUGAACACUGCACGGCACUUCUUAACGAUCUAGAUUCGGUUGUUACGGAGUUUACUAAGGUACUUGCUAAUAGUAAAAGAAGACGUAUUCCAAUCCCCGCUUCUGCUACAUCUAGGAAGAGUUUUGAAUCGACGGCGUCAACUGAUGAGUUCUUUGAUGCCGAGGGUGGCGAGAUGGAAAGUAGGCCCCAAGUCAUGAUGAUUGACCGUCAUGGGAGCGACGAAGAUUCCCAUGGAUCGGAAGCUGACGAAGCUACAAUCGAUGAUUCUUCCUCCGUCUCAACCAUACAGGAGGAAGAAGAUACCGCCGGAGCCAGCGGUGCCGCGGCUUUAUUCCCUAUAAGGCCUAAAUCUUUGCAUCCGUUACCCGUUGACAUUGCGGUCGACCGCCGAAAGACCAUCCCUCCAGCCACUGUACCUCCACCAAGCCUGAUCGCCUUCUUCCGCAAGAACGUAGGCAAGGAUCUAAGCACGAUCAGUAUGCCGGUUUCUUCCAAUGAGCCCAUCUCUGCUCUCCAGCGGGUUGCAGAACAGCUAGAAUAUGCUCAACUUCUGGACAAAGCAUCGCAGCAAAAGUCCCCGAAGGACCGUCUAUUACUUGUCACAGCCUUUGCCAUUUCGCACUUCAGCGUCAACCGUAUCAAGGAGCGCGCUAUGCGUAAACCUUUCAAUCCUCUAUUAGGUGAAACUUUUGAAUUGCUUCGAACCGAAAGCGAAGUGCCUGGAGGAUUCAGGCUUUUAGUUGAAAAGGUCACACAUCGACCGGUUCGACUUGCUAUGCAUGCAGAUGCGGCGUCCUGGUCAUUGACGCAGAGCCCUGCUCCGUCUCAAAAGUUCUGGGGCAAGAGUGCAGAGUUGAAUACCGAAGGAAGAGUUCGUCUAGCGCUACGAUUACUAGAUGGCACCGACGAACUCUAUUCAUGGAAUAUGGCUACCAUGUUUUUACGAAAUGUCGUCAUGGGUGAAAAGUACGUUGAGCCGGUCGGGAUAAUGACGGUUUCCAACGACUCUACAGGGGCAAAGGCCAACAUUGAAUUCAAAACCAAGGGCAUGUUUGGCGGUCGAAGCGAAGAGGUCGAGGUCGAUUGCUGCGAUGCAAGCGGCUCCUCAAUGGGAGCUGGCCUCACAGGCAACUGGACCACGUCACUCUACGUCGUGGAAGGCGGCAAACCAACUAAAAAUGAAAUAUGGAAGGCUGGCCAAGUUGUUCCCAACGCGCCAAAUACUUAUGGCCUGACCACAUUCAGCGCCACACUCAACGAGACAACACCGAUUGAGAAGGGCCGGCUUCCGCCUACGGAUACCCGAUUACGUCCUGACCAACGCUUGGCGGAAGAGGGCAGACUCGACGAAGCUGAGGAGUCGAAGGUUCUACUCGAAGAAGCGCAACGCGCGAGGAGAAGAGAUUUGGAGGAAUCAGGCGAACAAUACAAGCCGAAGUGGUUUGUUAAGGUACCGGAGGCGCCUGAUGGAGAGGAAUUGUGGAAGUUGAAGCUUGGUAAGGAAGGCUACUGGGAAGAGAGAGCCAAGGGGGAGUGGAAGGGCGUCGAACGUAUAUUCGAUGUGUCGUCCUAGUUGGCUAGAAAAUCUGGUCCUGUUUAUGAUGAUAGCUGAUGACGUUGUUUCGUACGAGACUGCACGAUGUGACGAGGUUGCCCGAAUAGAAGCUCUUAACGGGCUGGGAUUCGCGAGGCAUAUAAAAUGGGUGAAUAGAAGGGCUGCGUUCCCGCCAAUUAGAUCUAUAAAUUCUGUUUAGCGAGUAUAUCGCGAUUUAAUCCAAAUUUUUAGAAAUA